AUGUAUUGCAAGAAAAAGGAUCGAGUGGCGUAUUCCCCGCCAAAGAAGAAAUUGAUAAAGAAGGCAGAGAAAUCGCAAAAACACAAAGGAAAAACAGAGGAAGAAAUCGCACGAGACUUCGGCUUUACAACGGGUUUGCUACGCGCAGCCAAUCAGCAAUUCGACAUGGACAAAACCUAUGUGUACCCAGACGCCUCACGUGACAAAACAAGUGGAAUGACAGGAAUAGGCAUCUUUUUUGGAAAGGAUCAUCGACAAAACCUAAGCCUUGCAAUCGGUAAAACGACUCACCCAUUUGUCGGCGAGUCAUAUGCUAUCCAUGUUGCUCUUCAUAAACUUUACUUUUGGGGAGAAUACAAAGGCAAUCAAGUAGUACUUCGUACGGAUUGUUUGAACGUCAUCAAGGCGUUGUACUAUUUCAAAGCUAAUAAUGAGCGAGGGUUCGAAGGAAACCUGGUGAAAUAUGUUUUGACCGAGCAGGAUAAAAAAACC
Messenger RNA from Mesorhabditis belari, 492 nucleotides. NCBI's taxonomy places the organism in Eukaryota, Metazoa, Nematoda, Chromadorea, Rhabditida, Rhabditidae. The record is from the annotation of a GenBank genome assembly.